UUCAAUUUAGUUCUCCAUAAAAAUUAAAUGGCGACUCAAGAAAGUUCAUCGAGAAAGAAGAAAUUUCUUCUAGUUAUAAAUUGUAUAAUUCUAGCUAUAGGAAAUUGUGGUGGCCCUUUGAUCACCCGUCUUUAUUUUCUCAAAGGAGGUGAAAGAAUUUGGCUAUCAAGUUGGUUAGAAACAGUUGGUUGGCCAAUUGUUCUCAUCCCUCUAUCCUUCUCCUACUUCAACCGUCGUCGUGAAUUCCAAGGCAAAAUGUUAUCAACUAUUGAUAACAAUAACAGUAAUACAAAACUCAUUUUGAUGACUCCUAGGAUCUUUGUAGCGAGCAUCGGGAUCGGAGUCCUGACUGGAUUCGAUAAUUACCUCUACGCUUAUGGCGUGGCUAAAUUACCUGUCUCCACGUCAGCUCUUCUCAUAGCUUCUCAACUUGCUUUCACUGCAGCCUUUGCUUUCCUCCUUGUGAAGCAAAAGUUCACGUCCUACUCCAUCAACUCAAUUUUUCUACUGACACUUGGCGCGGUGGUAUUGGCCCUCCACGCGAACGGUGACCGACCGAACGGGGAGUCUAAGAAGGAGUAUGUUCUAGGGUUUAUCAUGACACUUGGAGCUGCAGCUUUGUAUGGACUUAUUUUGCCUUUGUUUGAGUUGAUGUACAAAAAGGCAAAACAAGGUAUCACUUACACACUUGUUAUGGAGAUUCAGGCUGUUUAUUGCCUUUCUUCUACAGUGGUUUGCACAAUUGGGAUGAUAAUAAACAAGGACUUUCAGGCAAUGUCAAGGGAGGCAAAAUCAUUUGAACUUGGAGAAGCUAGAUAUUAUAUUGUUAUAAUAUGGUCAGCAAUACUUUGGCAAUGUUUUUUCUUAGGUGCCAUUGGAGUUAUCUAUUCUUCAUCAUCAUUGGUGUCUGGCAUUUUAAUUACUGUUUUACUUCCUAUUACUGAAAUAUUAGGUGUUGUUUUUUAUGGAGAAAAAUUUACACCAGAAAAAGGUGUUUCUCUUGUACUUUCUAUAUGGGGUUUUAUUUCUUACCUAUAUGGUGAUAUUAAAGCUAGCAAGAAGAAGAAAGAAUAUCAAUCUCAAGAACAAGAGAUGAUUGAUAAAAUUACUUGUACUCCAUGAUUAAGAAUAUUAAUCAUUUAUAUAA
Molecule: messenger RNA, 1147 nt
Organism: Solanum verrucosum
Lineage: Eukaryota; Viridiplantae; Streptophyta; Magnoliopsida; Solanales; Solanaceae
Product: purine permease 3-like
Exons: 2
Coding region: 28-1122 (364 amino acids)
Cellular component (GO): membrane
Molecular function (GO): purine nucleoside transmembrane transporter activity
Source: RefSeq, a predicted model, not a curated record